GCGCACUCGCACAAUCAGAGGCAUUUUGCAGGCGAAGUUGAGCGCUGCUGUGGAAGCGCGCCGCCGCGGCCCCUGUUGUGCUGGGAGUGACAGCCCUAUCGGAGGGAGAAUGAACGCCUUCAGUAAGUGCUAGGAUGGAUGAGGAGGCUUUGGUGUCAGGUCGGCUUGGAUUGACAGCGUGCUGUUGUGCCUCCGCGAUGGUGGCACCUUUGCGCACUUCGAUCCGGAGAAGGAACAGCAGCGGCAGAGAAGCGGAACACCUGCGCUGAGACCUGCGUAUUUCAGGUUCUUGUCAUGGAGAGACAAAGCAAAGUCAGAGAUGAAGCAAAGGAGGAGAAGCGCAAAGACAAGAAGGCGAAACCUGGAAAGCUCUUUCGGAAGAAAUCGCUCAAGUCCGUGGGCAGCCUGAUGAACAGAAUCAUCAAAAGUUUGGGCACUUUCACGCACUUUGGAGACACUGACACGCAGGACGCGGAGGACGACGAUGGGGGGUUUCGAAAUGGCGCACCUUGCACCCUUAGCGCCAGCUCAGGGAUAAUCAAAAACGAUUCUCAGGGGGCCAAAAAGCCCCCGAGCACGUCUUCUUCUCUGUGCACCGGCAGAGAAAAACUACUCUACCAAUACGGAGACAAAGUCCCGGGCGUGCUGGGGCUGAAAAACCACGGGAACACCUGCUUCAUGAACGCGGUGGUCCAGUGUCUGAGCAACACCGACCUGCUGGCGGAGUAUUUGGGGUUGGAGCGGUACAAGAUGGACCUGAGUCAAAGCAGGAUAAACGGAGUGGUGAGGAGCGGGGAGCCCAGGCGCGUCAGUGGAGAGGUGACGGAGCAGCUGGCCUCCCUGGUGAGGGCGCUGUGGACGCUGGAGUACACCCCGCAGCAGUCUGUGGACUUCAAGACAGUUGUGUCCAAAUACGGAUCCCAGUUUCGUGGGAAUUCUCAGCAUGACGCCCUGGAAUUCCUUUUGUGGCUGCUGGAUCGAGUCCAUGAAGACGUCAUCCUGGCACCUCACAAUAACAACAACAAGGUCAAAGCUCCUGAGAAGGGUCCCGGUGGUGCUGAUGAGGACCCUGAUCCGAACCAGUGUCAGCAGCUCAGGGUCCAGCACAGCUUUGUCCAGGAACAUUUCCAGGCCCAGUAUAAAUCAUCCCUGACCUGCCCCCACUGCCUGAAACAGAGCAACACCUUUGACCCAUUCCUCUGCAUCUCUCUACCUAUCCCUCUCCGCCAGACCAGGCCGCUGUGUGUGACGCUGGUGUUCAGCAGCAAAGGCCAGAGGUAUCUGCGGGUGGGACUGGCUGUGCCUCUGUUCGGCUCUGUGGCCUGCCUCAGGAGGAUGGUUGCUGAGGAGGGGAAACUCUCCCUGGACCAGGUGAUCCUGACAGAGGUUUACUCCACAGGAUUUCAACGCUCCUUCUUUGAUGAAGAUGAUCUGACGAGCAUCGCAGAGAACGAUGUCAUCUACGCCUUCCAGGCUCCGCCGCUCUACAUCAGAGGCGGCUCUGCCCGGAUCUCAGGGUACCAUCACAGCCUGCCAUCAUCGCCCUACUUUACUGGUCCAGAAGGUCAAAGGUUACCUCCAUCUGGAACGUUGUCGUCAGAGUUCCUUAAUCAGGGAGUUGCCGUCAAGAUUCUGCUGUUGGUGUGCAACGCUGCAGGAGCCGGCCAACAGACUACAAGGUUUGGACCUCCUUUUUUAAUGAGAGAGGACCAGUCUAUUUCCUGGGAACAGCUGCAGCAAAGCAUCCUCAGCAAGCUGUAUUACCUGAUGAUUAAUGGAGCUCAGGCGCAGAACGCCAGGGUGCUUUUCAACAUCCGUGUGGUGGGAGGAGCCGCCUUUUACAGCUACCUGUCCCCCCAGGAUGCCCGGCCGCUCUACCACCCCGCUGUGGAGAGGGCCCUGAAGCUCUGUGGUUCUGGUGGACCGCCUCAUGUGAAGCUGAUUAUCGAGUGGGAGCACAGAAUCAAAGACUGCCUGUUUGGUAACAUCCAUGAGGAAGUGGUGAAGGAUGCAGAGAGCGUGAGGAAUCUGCAGCAGCACCACGUCCAGCAGCACAGCUGCACUUUGGACGAGUGCUUCCAGCUCUACACCAAAGAGGAACAGCUUGCCCCAGACGAUGCCUGGAAAUGCCCCCACUGCAAGCAGCUGCAGCAGGGCAUGGUGAAGAUGAGUCUGUGGACUCUGCCGGACAUCCUCAUCCUCCACCUGAAGCGCUUCAGACAGGUGGGCGAGCGCAGGAACAAGCUCACCACCUUUGUGCACUUUCCUCUUGCGGGUCUGGACAUGACGCCACACAUGGUGCACCGCAACAACGGCCCCCAGGAGCCCCUUCUGCAGCCCGGAUGGAACCAGUCCAGAAGGCCAGACCUGACUCCCCCCGACUUCUUGUAUGAUCUGUAUGCCGUCUGCAACCACCAUGGAGGGAUGCACGGCGGCCAUUACACAGCCUUCUGCCGUAACUCUGUGGACGGUCAGUGGUACAGCUAUGAUGACAGCAGCGCCGAGCCGGUUCCAGAGGCCGAGGUGUGCACCAGAGGAGCUUACAUCCUCUUCUACCAAAAAAGAAACACCAUCCCUCCCUGGUCUGCAAGCUCCUCCAUUACUGGAUCCACCAGCUCGUCCAUCUCUGACCACUGGCUGGUGCGACUGACGGAGGGCAGCAAGAGGGGCAGCAUGGGGUCAGCAGACCCCAGUCCAGUUCUUUUGGAUCCCAAACAGGCUGCAGAGUCUCCUGAGUUACCAGUGUUUAGAGAUGAAGCCCCCAGAGCUGUAGAAACAAGUUCUUUUGGAGCAACCCGUUUUAUUCGAGGAACCCAGGGCAGGAGUUUAAGCAUGAGAUCACCAACUACGCCUAAAGAAACCCUGAACAAAGUUCUCCCACUGCGGUGGUCCUUUGGGUCCAAAGACCGCAUCAAGAACUCAGCCCAAACCCAGUCGGAGGAGCUGGUGGAGUACCUGGAGUCCGGCCGCAGACCGAGAUGCACCAAAGACCCCAUCAUAACACUGGUGGCCACGCCGCCGCUGAGAAACGCCCAUGGAAGGGUCCUUCAAGUGGGGCAGGAAUGCAGCAGCCCGAGCGGCAGCAGCCUGAGCGGCACAGACAGACUCAGUGCCGAUAUUUGUUACUCCCCUAAAAUCCCGGAAGGAAAAAGCAGAACCUGCGUGGACAGACUCCUCAGCCUCAGAGGAGCCGACGGAGGUCAGAGUGCAUCCAGAGAGGACGACUCUCUGAGGCAGGGACCGCUGAAGAGACUGAGACCAGAGCAGGGCAGGCUGCUGGACUUCCAGCUCCACAAAGGGGCCAUUCUGGGAGGUCAGAUGAGCUAUAGUGCUCCUCCAAGCAGAGACUCCACACUGAGAAGAACCAAGGUCCAAACAGGUGGGCCCCCCAGGGGCCAAAAAGACUCAUUACAGGCUGGACUGCAGCCUGAGGACAGGAAGGAUCAAGGAGGAGAGGAGGGUUCGAGUCAAGACAACCUCCUUUCAUAUUUGAAGCCUGUUUUCAUGAAGAAAGACGUUCCUCGGUCUCCGGUCAAGCUGCAGGACGGGCGAAUGAACGGACACCUGGGGAACCUGGCGAGCAGCAACUCAGCCAAACUCUCCCUGUCCAAUGGGACGCUGACCGCAGCGGCGCUGGAGGACAAGAGGGGCGGCGGCAUCCACAGCUGCGACAGCCAUCUCAGCAGAGCACCGCUGCUGAACGGGAAGGCCGGGAGUCUGGACCCUGUGGACAUCCAGCGAGCUCACAGCUCCAGCAGCAUCCACAACAAGCUGGACUUGACUUUCCGCAGGUGUGCCUCCCUGCAGAGGAACGGGGAGGUGGCGGCCCCACCGGCGCACCGCCUUCUGCUGUCAGACAAGCCGGGCUCCUCCCCCCUGCAGGGAACACGGUACAGCACCACCUCGCUGGGUAGGCACAGACUGGUCCCUGAGGCCUGCUCCUGAGAGCCCAGGGCACAGCUCUUCUGUUUGAAGGGAGGCGUGUAAGCACAAACGGCAAAUGACUAAAGUUUCAGUUAAAUAGCAGUCAACGCAGCCUUACCUGUCAGUUCUUCACACCUGGAUGUUUGUCAUAGUGUGAUUUGUCACAGCCUAUCACACAACUCAUUGUGGCUUUUUUUCUGUCGUAAGUGCCUAUGUGACAGUCCAGAAUGAGCGCUGAACACUAGGACCUCCCCACUCACGGCUUCCAGAGAUUCACCCACGUCUCCCAACAGGAGGCGCCGCCGCUUGACACCUCCUUCUCGCUCCUCCUUCUCGCUCCUCUCCAUCCUAGGUUCUGUGUCUUAAACUCAAACUAUGCAGAGAUUCCAGCAAGAGAAUGAGGGAAAACACGGGGCAGCGAUUUGUUUUGUUGUUGACAGUUCUUCACGUGUCUCAGUCAGAUGAUCGUUGAUGUGGUAUGUUUUACUAAAACAGGAGGAUGUAUUUCGGAGAAGUAACUGGUUUUGGGUUCUAGACUGUUUUUAUUUUGAACCCAGAGGUCCGAACACUGUGGCCUGUCUGCUGUAAGAACAUCGAUCUGCUGCAUUUUAAAUCUGGUUCUCUUCAUGCAGUUUUAUUGAUGAAUGAUUUUAAAAGCUUCAUUUUGAGCUGUUAGUUAAGGAUAAUAUUUGAGACCAUAUUUGAGUUGUUUUGGUUUUUAUUUAGUUCUUCAUUUUUUCGAUAUGUAACAUUAUUUUAAGUUAGAAUUUUUUGUUUGUUUUGUUGUCAGUUGUUUUAUUUACUGGGCUGGCAUGAAGUAGAAGUUUGAAUUUUCUUCUUCUUUUUCUAUGCAAAGUUCUUUUUUUUGUUGUUCUUUUUCUUUAUUUUAAAACCUUUAUUAUGUUAUAUUAUGUUUUGGGGUCUUAUAUGAAGUUACAUUAACAUACGCUUGAGUGAGAUUUUUUAUUUUUGUUUCAUGCUAAGCUUUAGCUUUAUUUAUAGAGCACUUUUCCUGCUACAGAACACCUCAAAGUACUUUAAGUAAACAAUAAAAAUAGUAGUAAAAAAUAGUGAUCGUAAUUUUUAAAAGAAAAGUCUGUAAAAUUAAAAUGCGUACAAGAGGAAGUAUAAAAAAAAACUUAAAAGCUAAGCUAAAAAGAUAAUUUUUAAGUUUUGAUAUGCUGUGCUACAUUAAAAGCACUUUUAACAUCUUUCAUUACAUAACACAAGAUAAUUGUUAUUUUUUAUUUUUUUAUGUUUUGUUUGACACUCUUGUAGUUAGCUGAACAGCUGGUUUUGGGAAAACGCAGGAAGGGAAGGAUAAAAAGUUACACACAAACGUUUUCUCUUAACGUGGUGAAAAAAAAAAGCAAUAAGGUUUGUUAAAAACACCAGCAAACAAAAAGAUGGCGGAGAAUAAAACUCAAACACAGCUUUCAAACAAAGUCCACUUUUAAUAUUUUUAUUGGUUUCUGUUUUCAACAAUCUGGCUCAGAUCUUUAACGUCAAAUGAACAGAAAAUGACAGAGCAUGCGUCGUUUUUUUGGGCAAAAAUGUAUCAUUAUCAACCUCAGCAAAGAUUUGAUCAAUACUGAUUUAUUUAUCAAUAAAAAAAUAAUGUAUUCCUGACAAAUACAAUUACGAUUCAACUGCUAAUACUGACACCAAAACUGUAUUUUAAAGCUAACAACUUCUUCUGGUCGCUUCAGUUCAUCUCUGUAGUGAAGCUGAUGGAUGACGCUAAUGAGGAAACCCAGUUUGACGGAGGAAGACCUCAGCAGAAGAAAGAUGACCAUCUGCUCGGAGAGGAGGGAGGGAAAAAAAUACAACUAGGUCAGGAUUCCUGCUGCUGUGGGGGGAACAUGGAAAAUAAAUUUGAUACAAACUAAGGAACAUGGACAGGGUUGACCUUCACCAAACAUCAGCAUGUCCAAAGUAAAGGGCUUCACUUGAUGGUAUUUUUAGACAGACUCCAACCUUCCCAAAUAACUCUUAUUUCUAAGCAUGUUUUUGUGACACUUUACUGAAGAGUUUAAUGCAAAGACACCCCACAGCCUCCAAGAGUUUCUUUUUUUUAAGCAUUGCACAGUUGGAUGCGGGAGCGGUUUGACACAUAAUGUUACAUCGUAGAGGAGGAUCGUAGAAAGAUCAACAUAUUUUUUGCAUGAUUCAUUCUAAUCAUGAAGCUUCCAUUGGAAAAAAAACAUGUGAAACUUUUUUUUAAGGUUUUCCUACCAGUUUGAUUAUUUCAAAUUUGUUUUUCACAGAAAUCUAUGCAUUUUGCAUUUCAAAUUGUUGUUAAUCUCCACUAGUUUUGCUUUUUGUGUAAUGGUUCAGAUUUGAUCUGCACCAUUGUUACUUCUCAAUUAACCUACAUUUUUUCAUUGUUUAUGAAGGAUGACUGAGACAUUUAUUAGAAAAUUAUGCUACUUAUAUUUUAGUUACUCCGGUAAAAGUCUACAUUUUCUACUCAAUGUGUAAGUAUGUAAUUUAAAGAUUAAAACCAAAUGUUUUGGUGUGUCGGGUCAGAGUUUUUCAAGAGCUAACGAGGAUUUCUUGAUUAAACUAAAGUUUCUGCAUUGGCCUGUGUGUAACACACAUUUAGUGUACUGGAAGUUUGAAAGACUGCAAAUUAAACACAGCUUUUCUCACAAAAAA
Messenger RNA from Oryzias latipes (Japanese medaka), 6582 nucleotides. RefSeq names its product ubiquitin specific peptidase 43b (gene usp43b). Gene Ontology annotation, molecular function: cysteine-type deubiquitinase activity. Gene Ontology annotation, biological process: protein deubiquitination. NCBI's taxonomy places the organism in Eukaryota, Metazoa, Chordata, Actinopteri, Beloniformes, Adrianichthyidae. The record is from RefSeq and is a predicted model, not a curated record.